UACCGCUUCAUUUUGGGUUUGUUAAAAGUGUGACAAAUAGCAUCAGCUGUACUCUUCACACAACUCCCACCGGUUACUCAUACAAAUUAAAUUGUUUAUGUUAAAUUACACCAUCGUUACUCAAUAAUUCAAUAAUAAUCAUGAAAUUCAAACUAUUUGGCGAUCUUGAUUGUCCAGAUUGGGUUAUGGCAAAUUUAAAUCUACUAGCCAAAUUGAGUUCCGUUAAAGUAAAACUCAUUUGUAAUUUAGUCGUUACUGAUGUUGGAAAAAAAGAGAUAGAUUUUGACAAGCUGCUGAAAAUUACUAGUGAUGCCAAAUUUGAUGAAAGUGACAGUCGAGCUUGUUUUAUGGUCGCUUCAUUCAUUCUUAAAAGUGCUUGGAGAUUCAAUGUGGACCACUCAAUUGUUGUAGCUGAGCUUCAACAAUUAGGUUUACCGAAAGAGCAUACUACUGCAAUCGCUAAAGUAUAUUCCGAGAAAGCUGAUGAUAUGAGAAAUGCCCUGAAAAGUCAAAGUUUACGAUUGAAUAGACUUGAAGAUGUUGAAACAGAGGUGAUAAAUGGAUUAAGAACCGAGUCAUUCAAAGUGAACACCAAAUUAGGAUUAGUUAAAUUGAAAUUAGAUAGAUCUGGAUCAAAGGAAAUUGUUGAAUUUUGUGUAACAAAGGAGAAACUUGCUAUACUUAUACAGUCACUGAAAGAAGCUGAGGCUUUGGAAUGAAAUUAAUAUAAAAUAUUUUAUAAGAUGAUUUUUGUAAUACUUGUUAUAAUUUUUAUGAACUGAUUUUUUUUCUAAACGAACUUGCAAGGCCCAAUAUUGAUUAAUUUAUUUCGUAUUAUCGUUGCUUCCAAAUUAUUUUCUCAAAAAACUUGUCCUAAUGAACUAAAUGUCAAUGUUAUCGAUCCUUGCAUACACAA
Messenger RNA from Tetranychus urticae (two-spotted spider mite), 916 nucleotides. Its product is annotated as COMM domain-containing protein 4. The record is from RefSeq and is a predicted model, not a curated record. Lineage: Eukaryota; Metazoa; Arthropoda; Arachnida; Trombidiformes; Tetranychidae.